AUGUAUCUCGGAUGGCUUGAGGGCUGUAAUCGUUUAAAUGAGCAGAAGAGAAUAGAUGUAACAGCAUACACAGGUGGUUCAGUCCUGUUGCCCUGCUCCUGUGAUGACCCAAAGUCUACAUUUACAUGGGAGAUUCACACUGGAUAUCAAUGGAUUAAUGUAUUUGAACAUGAGAAAUACAAAGGCAGACUUAAACGGUUUAAUGAAAAAUCUCCAGCAAAUCUGUCUCUUCUUAUUUCUGACCUCAGAGAGGAAGAUAAUAGGUUCUUUAGAUGUUGGACUACACCAAAUACUUUUACAGAUGUUUUCUUAACAGUUAAAGGAUGUCAUUUGGAUCGGCAGGGACUGACAGUUGAUGUGACUGGAUAUUUAGGAGAGUCUGUAGUUCUGCCCUGCUUCUGUACUGAAUCAUUGGCUAAACCUGACCAGCUGAAAUGGAAGUUAGUAAAAAAUAAUUAUGAAGAAAUUUACCCAUCUGAACACAGUGAGAGGUUCAAGAACAGAUGUAAACUGUUAAAUCAAACCAAUCCAGGAAAUCUCUCUCUACAUCUCUCAUCACUGACCAAAGAAGACCAAGGAGACUAUCAGUGUUUUGUGUCUAACAGGUUUACCUUCAUCAGACUUCAUGUUAAAGUGUUGUAUAUUCACUAA
This is a messenger RNA of Misgurnus anguillicaudatus (oriental weatherfish), 651 nucleotides long. The record is from RefSeq and is a predicted model, not a curated record. Lineage: Eukaryota; Metazoa; Chordata; Actinopteri; Cypriniformes; Cobitidae.